UUAAACAAGUGUACUCAACGUAACAUAAUGAAUCAAAUGUUACAACAAAGAAACUUACCACCUCAAGGGAAAAAAAUUUACACAUUGAAUGCCUUACGCGAAUUAAUGGUAUUCAAAGAAAGUUUAUAUUUUAAAAGGAAACUAUUAAAACAUAAAUUAUUAAGUGAUAUAAGAAAGUUAGGAUUCGAAUUUCUUUUAGAAAAUAUUGGUGAUAAAUGGCUAAUAACUAUUGAACUUCCAAAAUAUAUAAAUCAGUUGGUGCUGAUUGAACUUAUUAAGAAAUUUGGUUUGGAUAUAACGGAAAAAGUAAUAUCUAGAGUAACAAAAGCAUAUACAUAUGUCAUAGGAAUUUAUAAUUUGCAAUAUGGAGAUUUGACCAUAAUUCUAAAUGCCUUAAUAGACAUUUGGAAUUUUGUUAAGAUAUCAAAAAGUAAAAUGUAAUUGAUAUAAAUUUUUGUUAAUUUUACUAAAUAUUCUCAUUUUACGAAAUAAAGUUGCAGAAUAUUUCUUUAUA
Messenger RNA from Aethina tumida (small hive beetle), 514 nucleotides. RefSeq lists its product as uncharacterized. The coding region runs from base 28 to 441 and encodes 137 amino acids. NCBI's taxonomy places the organism in Eukaryota, Metazoa, Arthropoda, Insecta, Coleoptera, Nitidulidae. The record is from RefSeq and is a predicted model, not a curated record. The transcript has 3 exons.